This is a messenger RNA of Onthophagus taurus, 4463 nucleotides long. It is a transcript of the gene Sema1a, whose product is annotated as Semaphorin 1a. Gene Ontology annotation, molecular function: chemorepellent activity; semaphorin receptor binding. The record is from RefSeq and is a predicted model, not a curated record. NCBI's taxonomy places the organism in Eukaryota, Metazoa, Arthropoda, Insecta, Coleoptera, Scarabaeidae. Gene Ontology annotation, cellular component: plasma membrane. Gene Ontology annotation, biological process: neural crest cell migration; semaphorin-plexin signaling pathway; positive regulation of cell migration.
GACAUCGGAGCAGGCGCUGUAUGUAACAUCGAUUCGGUACGUGUGUGUGCGUAAAUGUUUAUAACUUGAAUUUAUAACCAAAACAUUCGAUUUAUUUGUUCGAAUUAAAAUGAAAGACCGAGUUUUGGUGCGGUUUUACGACUGACCAGUGUUACGUCCGUCGUUUUGUGCCAUUUUACUGUGCUUUUCGCCUCGGAAACAGAAACUUACCCCUUCAUUUAAGGGUUACUUGGAGUUUUAACCUCAAUCCAGGCCACCGCGAUUUAUGUUUGGCGCUGCGAUCGCUCGAUAUACGGCCGUCGCCAGUGGUGGGAGAAUCAGCUGGCACUAGCGUCGCGGCGGAGAGCGCUCUUCAGUAGACGUCAGGCGUCCUAGGGAGAAACGGCGUUGUUGUUCGACGUUCCGGCAUCUUCUUCUUCGCUAAAUCGGAAGCGCUAACCAGAGGAAAAACGGUCGACUCGACUCGUGAUGAACAAACGAAACAAGACGAUGAUUUUUUAAAUCAUUUUUAAAUUAAUCGAAUUGAUUAAUGAUAACAGUGAGAGACGUGGUGUUUGAUUGUGAUUAGUUUUGAGUUUUGGGCUAUAAUUUUUCUUGAUUUAAGUUUUGUGUUUGAAUAUUUCCUCGUGAACGUGGCAUGAAGUUCUGAUAAAUCGGAAAAAUAUGAGGGAAAUAGUGCUGGUGCUGGCCGUCGUCGGCACGAGUGUUCUUCAGCUGUCCAUCGCUGCCUGGCAGGAGAAUGUUAGACCCAAGAUGUACGUCAGUGAAGGAGCUGAAGAUGAUGUGCACAAGUUUGUGGGCAACAACAGCCACACGGACUACUUCCGGCUGGUGAUGCGCGACGGUGACUCCCUCAUAGUGGGUGGCAGGAACCUGGUGUAUAAUUUAAGCUUAACCGAUUUGGCUGAACAGCAAAGACUGCAAUGGUACUCAAACGAUCAAGAUAUCAAGAUGUGCGUAAUGAAGGGGAAGGACGAGGAAAACUGUCAAAAUUACGUACGAAUAAUGGCAAAAACUUCACAAGGUCGUUUAUUGGUUUGCGGAACAAAUUCCUUUAAACCAGUAUGUAGAGAGUACAACGUAUUAGAUGGAAACUAUUCGAUGGAAAAGGAAAAACAAGGACAAGCUCUCUGCCCUUACGACCCUCACCACAAUUCAACCGCUAUUUACGUCGAUGGGGACCUGUACUCGGGAACCGUGGCCGAUUUCAGCGGGAUGGACCCCAUUAUCUACAGGGAGGCGCUCCAAACAGAACAAUACGAUUCCAUGAGCCUGAACGCCCCGGAUUUUGUCAGUUCUAUGGCACAAGGAGAUUUCGUUUACUUUUUCUUCAGAGAAACCGCCGUCGAGUAUAUCAAUUGUGGAAAGACCGUCUACUCGAGGGUUGCCAGGGUGUGCAAAAACGAUCGCGGAGGACCGCACAGGUUUAGAAACCGAUGGACGUCUUUCCUAAAAUCCAGACUAAAUUGUUCCGUCUCAGGAGACUUUCCCUUCUACUUUAAUGAAAUACAAUCGACAACUGAGUUGAUUGACGGUACAUAUGGCGAUGUAAAAGCACAGCUAGUAUAUGGAACGUUUACAACACCGCCUAAUAGCAUAUCUGGAAGCGCAGUAUGCGCUUUUUCCCUGCAGAAUAUCGCGGAUACCUUUGAGGGGAACUUCAAAGAGCAGGCAGCGAUUAAUUCGAACUGGCUUCCAGUACACAGUUCAAAAGUUCCGGAUCCAAGGCCGGGACAAUGUCAUAACGACAGCAGAACGUUACCUGAUCUCACUCUAAACUUCAUCAAAACUCAUUCACUCAUGGAUGAGAGCGUCCCCAAUUUUUUCGGCCAACCUAUCGUUAUAAGGACCAGUUUUCAUUAUAGGUUCACACAAAUUGCUGUAGAUCCCCAAGUUAAAGUUCCUGGUGGAAAAACUUAUGACGUUCUUUUUAUUGGAACUGAUAACGGAAAAGUGAUUAAAGCGGUAAAUGGUUUAUCUGCAGAUACAAGACAUGGAGUUCGUCCCGUAGUCGUUGAAGAAAUCCAAGUCUUCCCAGGUCACGUCGCUGUUCGUAGCAUAAAAGUAGUGAAAAAUAGUAAACAAGAAGGACGAUUAAUUGUUGUAUCAGAUGGAGAGGUCCAAUCUUUAAGACUACACCGUUGUGAUAGCAUCAAAAUAUCAAGUUGUAGUGAAUGCGUAGCUCUUCAAGAUCCCUAUUGUGCCUGGGAUAAACUUCAGGGAAAAUGUCGAUCACAAGGAAACGGUCGAUGGGGAGAAGAAACUUAUUUCUAUCAAAGUGUCCCAUUAGGUCAACACGCCGCAUGUCCACCUCCAAAAAUUAAAGAUCCAAGUCCAGUUGGAGGUUUUACCCUCCCCCAACCAAAAUUUAACGAAGAAGGUCAUCAACCGAAAGAAGACGGUCAAGUUAUUAAUAUCGUCCAAGAACCGAAAUAUGAUCAUAGCGGCCCAUCAGUUUCUGCCGCAGAUGGAUUACCACCACAAUAUUCAGUUGAAACUUUAGUAAUGGCUGUAGUGGCAGGUUCUGUAACCGCUUUAGUAGUGGGUUUUAUAGCCGGGUAUCUAUGUGGACGAAAAUGUCAUAAAGACGAAGACGAUAAUUUACCAUACCCCGACACUGAAUACGAGUACUUCGAGCAAAGGCAGAACAUGAACAGGAUUCAGGCGGAACCAAAACUGCUUCCGCAGGAAGAGGUCACUUAUGCCGAACCAGUCUUGGUACCGCAGCCUCCGCCGAAAUUGCACUCGCCAAAGAAUACUUUAAGGAAACUGCCGCAUCAGAACAAUGCCGAGACUUUGUUCCAAUUUCAAACAGACGGUGGAUAUAAUGGAAGAGAUAAUUAUCGGGGAAGAGAUAAUUUUGGAACGCUAAGAUCUCAUCAGUAAAAUGAAGAGUUGAAUGCCUAAAAUCAUACGCAGAAAAAUAAAUCUUCAAAUCAUCUACAACCUAACCCAUUAAUAAUAAAAUAAAAGUAAUAAAAAAUAAACAAGUUAUGAUAUCUUCAAAUUCUUCAAUUUUUAAGAAGCCACUCUAUAUAAUGUACAUUAUUUUUAAGUUUCCUUUUCCUUUUAAAUUUAAACUUCCCCUCCCAUUAACACUUUUAACUAUUCCAAUAAACUAUUGUGUACGUAGAUCAUAUAAAAUAUACAUAAAUAUAUUUAUGAUGACAAACUACAUGUAAAAAGUUGUAGAUAUAAUUUUAAUAAUACCUAGUCAAGUUAUAUGAUAAUAUUUAAAUUCGUAUAUAUUUGGCACACGUAUUAGUUUUUAGUUCCCAGUAGUUCGUCGGAUAAUUCAUUUCUUUUUAUAAUAAUUUUUUAAUUUAAAUAGAUCUCUUUUUAAUGGAACGAAUAGAUCCGCUGUAUUUUACUCGAAAAGUAUAUAUAUAAUAAUUUUAUACAAAACCAAAAAAUACUAAUGAUACGAGAGAUUAUAUUUAAAAGGUCAUAUUUAGUAGAUUUAUAAUGAAACAGUAAUAAAAGCUUCUUCCUAUGCGACGGUGCCCCGCGAUAGACUGAACAUGUUUAAGGUGAAGUCACGCGAGGAUUUUGUUUUUAAUUUAUAUCGUAAGGCUGCUGCCAAUUUUUUAAAAGAAACCAUAAUUAUAUACCGAAUAGAUUAAUAAAAAAAAUGAAAUAGUUAUUAGUUUUUAAGUAAGUUUAAGAGACAUUUGCAAAAAUUUAAAUAAAAAAUGUACCGACACGAGACAUAACAUACACAAUUUAUAAAAUACAUUUUAAUAAAAGAAAACAUUUGAUUCCGGUUUUUCACCGAACUGGAUGUUCGCCUAAAAACGCCUUUUGUGCAUAUAACGUCGUAACUCCGAUUGUUCGUUCGAAAUUUUAAAUAAAAAAUAAAACACGAUCGCGACAAAUGGUUUUUAACAUUCCAUAAAUGCAUUUUAAUAAAAAAAGUUUAUUAUUGUAUCGUAAAAAAGUGAAAAAUAAGAAAUCGUUUGUCUGAAUAAAGAAAAAAAAAAGAAUUAUAAAUAUAUUUGUCAAUACUUUUAGAAGUUAUCGUAAGGAAGAUUUGUAAUUCUAAAGAAACUAAACAUAGACUUAAAAAAGCUGCGAUUGUCAGUUGUAUUAAUGAUAAGUAAGCCUUUUGCAGAUGUAUUAUAUUUAAUACCGUUAAAAUUAUGCAGUUUGUCCAGAAAAUGACGGUUAACUGUCUUGUAUAACUUUGUAUUUUUAAUUGAUUUUUGUAAUAACAGCGUAAUUUGUAAACUUUUAGAUGAUUAACUUAAAUUAUUUAUUUACUUCUGGGAAGUAUACUACAUACCUUUAAGGCCGCUUUCUUUUCUAUGCCAUUUGUAAACGACACCUUUGUAUAUUACAAACAAUAUUUAACAUUUAUAAAUUAUUCUGGGCAAAGUGUAUUAUAUCCAUUUAAUGAUAUUGAAUUUAGACGACACAAUGUAUUCUUUGAAUAGAAAUAAAUAAAAGGAUUAUAUCAAACAUUA